GGUGUUGUCAGUGUCAGUUCUGCGCACGCAGCCCUCCCGGAGCCGGUGCCGGCCCGCGAGCCCCGGUAUCUCUGCAGGCUGGUCCCUGCCCGGGUCCGGCGGGGCCCCACGCCGUGGGAGGAAUCGGGUGAUAGCUGGAACCUAGCUGGGGUCACACCGCCGGUGUUAGGGAUCCAGAUCUCUGGCUACGGAGACAGAGCUCGAGCGUCGCGACCCCGGAGGACCUCUUCUCCAUCCGUGGCACCCACUGGUCCUGGAAUCUCGGCGGCGCCGGAGAGCCCCGGAGCCCGCGCGCUCAGCCCCGGGGGAGCUCGCCCACGCCCCACGGUCCAUCCGGGCCAUGCUCCCCCGGGGCAGCGGCUGAACCCGAGCCGGGACCCGAGCCCGCGGGAGCAUGGAUCCGGACUGGGGGCAGCGGGAUGUGGGCUGGGCGGCCCUGCUGGUUCUCUUCGCCGCCUCGCUGAUCACGGUAUUGGGCUGGAUGCUGCAGUAUGCCCGGGGUUUGUGGCUGUCGCGAGCCGAUGGGGGCCGAGACUCCCGACCUGCCUCAGCUGCUGAGCCCGGGGGUUCACUGCGCGAGCUGGGUGUGUGGCGUUCGCUGCUGCGUUUGCGGGCGACCCGGACCAGCACCCCCGAGGAAGCCGGCGUACGGGGCCUCCUGGCUUCGCUCUUUGCCUUCAAGUCUUUCCGGGAGAACUGGCAACGGGCUUGGGUGCGAGCCUUGAAUGAGCAGGCCUGCAGGGACGGGAGCUCCAUCCAAAUCGCCUUUGAAGAGAUACCCCAACUCCCACCAAGAGCCAGCAUCAGUCAUGUGACCUGCGUUGACCAAUCAGAGCGCACCAUGGUGCUGCAUUGCCAGCUCUCUGCUGAGGAGGUGCGCUUCCCCAUCUCUGUGACCCAGCAGUCCCCCGCUGCCGUCUCCAUGGAGACCUACCACGUCACUCUGACACUGCCACCAACACAGUUGGAAGUCAGCCUGGAGGAAAUCCCUGAUGAGGGGCUCCUGGUGUCCUGGGCCUUCACUGACCGCCCAGAACUCAGCCUAAAGGUGCUUCCCAAGUUGCAGACUAGGGAGAGAGAUGAGGAACAACCAGAGCUCUCAACAGUUGAGGAACUGAUCAAGGACGCUAUAGUCAGCACUCAGCCCGCCAUGAUGGUCAACCUCAGGGCCUGCUCUGCCCCAGGAGGCCUGGUACCCAGUGAGAAGCCACCCACGAUGUCCCAGGCCCAGCCAUCCAUCCCCAGACCUACCCGAUUAUUCUUACGGCAGCUUCGAGCAUCUCACCUGGGAAGUGAGCUAGGAGGUACUGAGGAACUGUGCUGUGCCGCUGAGCUUGACAACCCCAUGCAACAAAAGUGGACCAAACCCAUGAGGGCGGGCCCCGAGGUGGAAUGGACCGAGGACCUAGCUCUGGAUCUGGGUCCCCAGAGCCGGGAGCUGACCCUCAAAGUGCUCCGGAGCAGCAGCUGUGGAGAUGCUGAACUCCUUGGCCAAGCCACACUGCCUGUGGGCUCACCCUCUAGACCGAUGUCACGAAGACAGGUGUGCCCACUGACUCCAGGGCCCGGGAAAUCCCUGAGCCCGGCAGCCACCGUGACAGCGGAGCUACAUUAUGAGCAGGGUUCCCCUCGGAAUCUGGGCACGCCCACCUCCUCCACCCCUCGCCCCAGCAUCACACCCACCAAGAAGAUUGAGUUGGACCGGACCAUCAUGCCCGACGGCACAGUCGUCACCACUGUCACUACCGUCCAGUCCCGCCCCCGUGUAGAUGGCAAACUAGACUCCCCCUCCCGCUCCCCGUCCAAGGUGGAGGUGACUGAGAAGAUGACAACCGUGCUGAGUGAGAGCAGCGGCCCCAGCAAUGCCUCCCACAGCAGCAGCCCAGGGGAGAGCCACCUUUCCAAUGGCUUGGAUCCAGUAGCAGAGACAGCCAUUCGCCAGCUGACUGAGCCCAGUGGGCGGGCAGCCAAGAAGACACCCACCAAGAGGAGCACGCUCAUCAUCUCUGGUGUUUCCAAGGUGCCCAUCGCCCAGGACGAGUUGGCUCUCUCCUUGGGUUACGCGGCAUCUCUGGAAGCCUCGAUGCAAGAUGAUGCAGGAACCAGUGGUGGUCCUUCGUCACCUCCCUCAGACCCCUCAGCCACAUCCCCAGGACCUGUUGAUGCCCUCUCCAGUCCCACAAGUGUCCAGGAGGCAGAUGAGACAACACGUUCAGACAUCUCUGAGAGGCCGUCUGUGGAUGAUGUUGAGUCAGAAACAGGGUCCACUGGUGCCCUGGAGACCAGAAGCCUCAAGGAUCACAAAGUGAGUUUCCUGCGCAGUGGCACAAAGCUCAUCUUCCGCCGGAGGCCCCGACAGAAGGAAGCUGGUCUGAGCCAGUCACACGAUGACCUGUCCAACACGACGGCCACACCUAGCGUCCGGAAGAAGGCUGGCAGCUUUUCCCGUCGCCUUAUCAAGCGUUUUUCCUUCAAAUCCAAACCCAAGGCCAAUGGCAACCCUAGCCCCCAGCUCUGAAAGCCCCCGAGCUAGGAGAGAUCAAGAGUUCUCUUAGUCUGUCCCCCACAUCCCCUUCUGUACCCCUUCCUGGAUCCCCACUGCUGGGGCCAGGAAAGCCCUCGGGUUAUAGGGAGCCCCAGCACACUGGGCUGUGGGGUGAGCGGGAAGGGUGUCUGACAUGGGAGGCAUCUGGGAGGCAACAGUUGUUGCGUGAGCGUAGAGGAGAGUUUGGCAGCUGAGAGUCAGGGGCAAGCUCUGUCUUGGGCGUGUGGACACUCAUCAGAAGCCUCUGCUGGUACUGCCGCCAGAGGGGAGCCCAGAGUACUCUCUCAUCAGCAGGUCCUUCUCCCUUAUUUAUUCUCGUUUCUAUUUAUAUGUGUGGUCUAGAACCCUUGGCAAACAGAUGAUAGAGGGCAUCUCUCCCAGGUGACCCUUUUCUGUCCCAGGAGGGUAAGGCAAUUCCCAGGACGGGUUUCUACCCCUCCCUUGGGAGUCCUCUCUUAGACCAGCACCAAUGUCUGCCUUCAGAAGACAUUGGCAGAUCACAGGAAGCCGGGCUAGGGCCCGGGAUGGGGGGCAGGCACUCCCCACCUCCCUACCUCCCACAUCGCUCCUUGUCUCUCCUUCCCCUUUAUUACCAUUUUGUACUUGAUGCCUUCUCCAUGAGCAGUGGCUCAGUUGGAAGGAGGGAGCCAGGAAGCUGGGAGGAAGCCUUCCCUAGAGAGCCAGCUUUAGGAGUUUUAAAGACAGUACGAUCAUAGAGCAAGGUUGCACCUCUGUAUGUUGGGAGAUGAUGAUGUCCAUUGCUGUGUGAUGGCCUGGAAUUUAAUUUAUUUAAUUAAAAUCAAAUUGGAGUUUAUAAACGGGAGUGGCUGGUUAUCCUUUGAAAAGCAAACAGGCCUAAAGGCUGUGGUGUUGAUAGAGUGGGCAGGCGGGCUCACUGACUAUGACCUAGGCAGUCAGGUGGCACAGGUGCCCUUGAACACAGAUACAAGUAGAGAGGUUUGAGUGAUGAUACUCUGAAAAGUCAAGUUGCUGCAAAGAAGCCACCCCUCCCCCACAGGCUGUUCUUUCUGGGCUGUAACACGAUUUAGAGUGUGGACUCUGAGGCUGCACUGUUCUGACCUGAGACCCAGCUCCACUGACCUUUGUGACCUUUGUUACCUUUGUGACCGUGGACAAAUAUGGGGCCUCAGUUGUUUUGGUUUGUUUUUGAUCCAGAGCCUCACCUAUGUUGUCCUAGCUGGCUUAGAACUCCUUAAGUAGACCAGGUUGGCCUUGAACUCAGAGAUAGCCUGGUUUCUUCCUCCUGAGUGCUAGGACACCACACCUGGUUGUGUACUCAGUUUUUUUCUUCUGUCAAAUGGGGGCUAGGGACUGGGGAUGUAGCUCAAAGGUAGAGUUCUGCCUUAGCAUACCCAAAGCCCUGGGGUUUGUCUCUAGCAAUAUUUCAUAGAGAGGAUGAAGCCAGGUGUGGUGGCUAACACAAACCUUUAAUUUCAGUACCUGGGAACUCUGUGAGUUUCAGGCUAGUCAGGACUAUAUAGUGAGACCCUGUCCAAAACAAACAAACAAACAAAAGCACUAUUCCUAACAUAGGUGAGUUUUAGAUACCUACAGAUAUGUCUCUGUUUCCUGUCCUUUGGGAUAUUACACAGGAUUGAACCAGGUAAGCUGCUAUAGGAGGUUAGGCAAAAUGCAGGACCAAUAGGCAGGAAACUAAGUGUGCCACCAAUAUCUCUAUCUGGCCCAAGCUGCUACUCUUUCUGGACUCCAGUUUCUUCACCUCUAAAAUAAAUGAAAGUGGCCUGGGAUAAUCAGGUCAUUUCUGAACUCC
Molecule: messenger RNA, 4337 nt
Organism: Mus musculus (house mouse)
Lineage: Eukaryota; Metazoa; Chordata; Mammalia; Rodentia; Muridae
Gene: C2cd2l
Product: C2 calcium-dependent domain containing 2-like
Exons: 14
Coding region: 395-2518 (707 amino acids)
Biological process (GO): positive regulation of insulin secretion involved in cellular response to glucose stimulus; intermembrane lipid transfer
Cellular component (GO): endoplasmic reticulum membrane; cytoplasmic side of apical plasma membrane; cortical endoplasmic reticulum
Molecular function (GO): phosphatidylinositol transfer activity; phosphatidylinositol binding
Source: RefSeq, marked validated